UCGAUAAUUCAUUCCCGUAGUUUUCACAAAUUCAGGAAGUCUGACAAUUUAAAUCCGUAAAAAAGCAGUCCCCUUUUCCCGACAGCUAUGGAAUAUUCGGUGCGCGUUAAGUGUCGCAAGAUGCUGGAAUCCGCUCUGCAGAUGGACGAUUUGGACGACUUGGCCGAAGGAAGCGGCCAUAUUAAGAACCUGGCCUUCCAGCUCGAGCAGGCCAUCUACGACGAGCUGUAUGACUUGGAGGUGAAGUACAAGAACCGCAUCCGCUCGCGACUCUCCAACCUAAGGGACCCCAAGAAUCCCGGGCUGCGCGACAAGUUCCUGCGCGGCAUCAUCUCCCCCAAGCAGCUGGCCAAGAUGACGCCCGAAGAGAUGGCCAGCGACGAGCUGAAGCAGAUGCGCCAGCAGUUCGUCCAGGACUCCAUCCACAAGGCCCAGAAGGCCGAGAUGGCCCAGGGCACCAAGACGGACCUCUUCAAGUGUUCGCGCUGUAAGAAGCGCAACUGCGUCCAGCUGCACACCCAGGAUGGCGACGAGCCCAUAAUGACCUUCGUCAUGUGCGAGGAGUGCGGCAAUCGAUGGAAGACAUAGGAUGCCAUAGGAUUUCGUAUAACUCGUAUAAAGCGAAAUCAAUAAAAAUUGACAGCUAUAGUUGUCAAAAAGC
Messenger RNA from Drosophila gunungcola (fruit fly), 661 nucleotides. RefSeq names its product transcription elongation factor S-II. Gene Ontology annotation, molecular function: zinc ion binding; nucleic acid binding. The coding region runs from base 88 to 588 and encodes 166 amino acids. The record is from RefSeq and is a predicted model, not a curated record. Gene Ontology annotation, cellular component: nucleus. The transcript has a single exon. Gene Ontology annotation, biological process: DNA-templated transcription. NCBI's taxonomy places the organism in Eukaryota, Metazoa, Arthropoda, Insecta, Diptera, Drosophilidae.